GGCGGCGCGGGCGGCGGCCGGAGCGGCGGGGAUGAGCGAGGAGGGGGCGGGCGGGGCCCGGCGGAGCGGCGGCGCCUUCCCCAGCCUGGAGCAGAUGGUGGCCGCCAGCCCCGGGAAGACGCCCAUCAGCCUGCUGCAGGAGUAUGGCACGCGCCUAGGACGGACCCCCGGCUACGACCUGCUCAAGGCCGAGGGCCAGGCCCACCAGCCCAACUUCACCUUCCGCGUCACCCUCGGGGACAUCAGCUGCACUGGGCAGGGUCCCAGCAAGAAGGCGGCGAAGCACAAGGCGGCCGAGGUGGCCCUGAGGCUGCUCAGAGGGGGGGGGGCCAUGCUGGAGCCCCUGGAGCAAAGCUCUGCUUUCCCCCCGGAGCCCCCGGCAGAGCCCGGCCCCGCCGCGCCCCCCCCGGCCCCCGCCGCGCCCCCCACCUCGCCCAGGGGCGCCCCCCUGGAGAUGAAGACGCCGGUGUCGCCCCCCCAGGCCGAGUGUAACCCCGUGGGGGCUCUGCAGGAGCUGGUGGUGCAGAAGGGCUGGCGCCUGCCCGAGUACACGGUGACGCAGGAGUCGGGGCCGGCGCACCGCAAGGAGUUCACCAUGACGUGCCGCGUGGAGAGAUUCGUGGAGAUCGGCAGCGGCACCUCCAAGAAACUGGCCAAGCGCAACGCGGCCGCCAAGAUGCUGGUGCGCAUCCACAACGUGCCCAUGGAGCCGCGCGACGGCAGCGAGGCCGAGGGCGAGGAGGACCAGUUCAACAUGACGUGCCCGCGGCUGGAGGGGCUGCGGGGCCGCGCCCCCGGCUGCACUUGGGACUCGCUGCGCAACUCGGCGGGCGAGAAGCUGGGCCAGCUGCGGGGCCGGGGCGGCAACCCCGCGCCGGGGGGAGCCUGCGCCCUCCUGCAGGAGCUCUCGGAGGAGCAGAGCUUCGCCAUCAGCUACCUCGACAUCGACGCGCUGAGCCUCAGCGGGCUGCACCAGUGCCUGGUGGAGCUGUCCACGCAGCCGACCACGGUGUGCCACGGAUCCGCCCCGUCCCGCGACGGCGCCCGCGCCCAGGCGGCCCGCAACGCGCUGCAGUACCUGCGCAUCAUGGCCGGGGGCAAGUGAGCCCCGCCCGGGGGCAGCGAGCCCCGCCCGGGGACAGCGAGCCCCUCCCGGGGGCAGAGAGCCCUUCCCGGGGGCAGCGAGCCCCGCCCGGGGGCACCGAGCCCCGCCCGGGGGCAGCGAGCCCCGCCCGGGGGCAGCGAGCCCCUCCCGGGGCCACCGAGCCCCUCCCGGGGGCAGCGAGCCCCUCCCGGGGCCACCGAGCCCCGCCCGGGGGCAGCGAGCCCCUCCCGGGAGCAGCGAGCCCUUCCCGGGGACAGCGAGCCGCUCCCGGGGGCAAGUGAGCCCCGCCCGGGGCCACUGAAUCCUGCCCGGGGCCACCGAGCUCCUCCCGGGGGCAGCGAGCCCCGCCCGGGACCACCGAAUCCUGCCCGGGGCCACCGAGCUCCUCCCGGGGCCACCGAGCCCCGCCGCUCGCGGCCCCCGCCGCGGGCGGACGGACAGACGGACCUCAGGGAGGGCCCGGGGCGCCCUCCCGCCUGGAGCCGCUCCGGAGGGUCCCCCGGGCCCCCGGAAUAAAGCCGGGGGGGUUUUGUA
Messenger RNA from Taeniopygia guttata (zebra finch), 1639 nucleotides. It is a transcript of the gene TARBP2, whose product is annotated as TARBP2 subunit of RISC loading complex. Gene Ontology annotation, molecular function: siRNA binding; double-stranded RNA binding; pre-miRNA binding. Gene Ontology annotation, biological process: regulation of miRNA processing; regulation of viral transcription; siRNA processing. The record is from RefSeq and is a predicted model, not a curated record. Gene Ontology annotation, cellular component: cytoplasm; nucleus; RISC-loading complex. Lineage: Eukaryota; Metazoa; Chordata; Aves; Passeriformes; Estrildidae.